Messenger RNA from Rosa chinensis, 2093 nucleotides. RefSeq lists its product as uncharacterized. The record is from RefSeq and is a predicted model, not a curated record. Gene Ontology annotation, molecular function: glycosyltransferase activity. The transcript is spliced from 7 exons. The coding region runs from base 414 to 1826 and encodes 470 amino acids. Lineage: Eukaryota; Viridiplantae; Streptophyta; Magnoliopsida; Rosales; Rosaceae.
AAAAGGAAAAGGAAUACGAAGAAUCCAAAAGCAAAAGCCACACAAAAACGGUCCCAAAAUGGCAUUUCUUUCGCAUUGUUCCUCUUAAAAAGCAAAAGAGCCAUUCGUCCCCAAAAGUCUCAAAAAUACACACACACAGCACCAAUAGGAGAAGAAGAAGAAGACCAUACUCGAGCUCUGUGCUAGCUGCUUUUGAUUCUCUGAAACCAAAUCCAAGAGCCAUUGACCUCAAUCCUAAUCAAAGCUUCAACCUUUUGGAACCAACACACCCAAACGCUUCGCCUUCGCUACAGGUGUCUGCAAUCACACCCAGCCAAAUGUACCAAAACCAUCACAAGCCCCAAUUCGAAACCCUAAAAUGCGUCCUCCUCCUCCUCUGCUCCCAUUAGAGCACCGCUACUCGGGAAACCCUAAUGGCGAAGCAGCAGCACUCGGCGGGGUGGGUGGCGUCCCAGAAGCGGUGGCUGUUGGCUUUCCUGGUCAUGCUCUCCGUCUCGACCUUGAUCGCCUUCUUCAUCAGAGCGGCGUUCGACUCCUGCGAUCGGAACCUCGACGUCGUCGGAAAGAGGGUGCCUUUGGGCUCGCCGAUUGGCACCAGUCCUAGCCCGUUGCGCUUCAUGAAGUCCAAACUCGUUCUCCUAGUCUCGCACGAGCUCUCUCUCUCUGGUGGGCCUUUGCUGUUGAUGGAGCUAGCUUUUUUGUUAAGAAGUGUUGGUACAGAAGUUUGUUGGGUGACCAUUCAGAGGCCGGUGCAUACUGACGAAGUGACUUACAGCUUGGAGAAUAAGAUGUUGGACCGGGGAGUGCAGGUCUUGUCGGAAAAGGGCCAAGAAGCUACAAAUAUAGCUCUCAAGGCUGAUUUAAUUGUCUUGAACACGGCGGUUGCUGGGAAAUGGAUGGAAUUGGAUGCCACUCUCAAGGAAAAUGUUCCCCAUCUUCUCCCAAAGGUGUUGUGGUGGAUCCAUGAAAUGCGUGGUCAUUACUUUAAGUUGGAUUAUGUCAAGCACCUCCCCGCUGUUGCAGGUUCUAUGAUUGAUUCACACGUAACAGCAGAAUAUUGGAAGAAUAGAACUCGAGAACGUUUGGGGAUCAAAAUGCCUGAGACCUUUGUUGUUCACCUUGGGAACAGCAAAGAGCUUAUGGAAGUUGCUGAAGACACUGUAGCCAAAAGGGUUUUGCGUGAGCAUGUUAGGGAGUCUCUUGGAGUACGAAGUGAAGAUCUACUAUUUGCCAUCAUAAACAGUGUUUCACGUGGAAAAGGCCAAGAUCUAUUUCUGCGUUCAUUCUAUGAAAGCUUGCGAUUGGUCCAAGAGAAGAAGCUGCAACUGCCAAAGAUGCAUGCAGUUGUUGUGGGAAGUGACAUGACUUCUCACACCAAGUUUGAGUCUGAAUUACGUAACUUUGUAAAGAUGAAGAAAAUUCAAGAUCGUGUUCAUUUCGUAAACAAAACGCUGACUGUAGCUCCAUAUCUAGCUGCCAUUGAUGUCCUUGUGCAAAAUUCUCAGGCACGGGGAGAAUGCUUUGGUAGGAUAACUAUUGAAGCCAUGGCAUUUCAGCUUCCUGUACUGGGAACAGCUGCAGGUGGAACCACAGAGAUUGUAGUGAAUGGAACAACAGGGCUCUUGCAUCCUGUUGGGAAAGAAGGGGUUACCCCUCUUGCGAAAAACAUUGUCAAACUUGCUACUCAUGUUGAGAGGAGACUUACGAUGGGAAAGAGAGGCUAUGAAAGGGUCAAAGAAAGGUUUUUAGAACAUCACAUGGCAAACAGAAUUGCUGGGGUUCUGAAGGUAGUGUUGCAGAAAUCAAAGAGCCACUCAGAUGCCUAAUACUUAAGAGGCACUUUAGUGUCAACUAGAAUGCCACAUAAUUCAAACUAUUUGGGGCGAAAUAUACAUCUGUAACAUGCUCUCUUCUCCUAGGGAUUUCAGUGCUUAUCAAAAAGAAGAUGAAUUACACUAGAUUAUUAGGACAAUUUUCCUGCUGUUGAUUUUUAUGUACAUGUUAAAUCAUCGCUAAUAGCUUUUGUUGUCAAGGUUAACAUUAUGGAUUUUGAUAUAUCAAGGUAAACAUCUUAUUGAAAUGAUUGGCUCCAA